CUCAUACAUUAAUACCCAUGAUGAAAAGACAAAGAGAAAACGAAGAAAAAGAGAGCAUAGAUUUAGCAACAACUCUAAUGUUACUAUCUUCUCGUAUAACCCAACAAAACAAAACAUAUUCUCCAGUUGAGUUUGAGUGCAAAACUUGCAACCGUAAAUUCUCAUCUUUUCAAGCCCUAGGUGGUCACAGGGCAAGUCACAAGAAGCUGAAACUUCUUGAUUCAGAAGAAGCACACAAAGUGAAUAUUCAUAAUAAUAAGCCCAAAAUGCAUCAAUGUUCAAUUUGUGGACAAGAAUUCAAACUUGGUCAAGCUUUGGGUGGACACAUGAGAAGACAUAGGAUUAAUAAUGAAGGGUUUUCAUCUUCUUCAAUAAAUUAUCAAGUGAUAGCAAAAUCUUCUCCUGUUUUGAAAAGAUCGAAUAGCAAGAGAGUUAUGAUCAUGGAAUUGGAUUUGAAUUUGACACCUUUAGAAAAUGACUUGAAGUUGUUGUUUGGAAACAAGGCACCUAAAGUUGACAAUUCUUUGUUCUGAUUUUAGUCUCACUAACUUUUUGUACAUUAUAAUUCUUUCAAUUAUAUUUGUUUGUAGUAACAUUUAUUGGUUUAUGUAUUUUAAAAAAUAUUUAUGAUUUAUUGCAUUUCAUCGGACUUGUAAUUAAAUUAACCUUUGGGUUGUGCAGGGUUUGUUAAUUGUAGGGUAAAAUGUUUACAAGUUUGAAAUUUCAAUGUAAAAUUAUAUGGAAAACCGUGUGAUAACCGAAUAAAGCAGCAUUCUUUUACUUGUUCA
Molecule: messenger RNA, 788 nt
Organism: Medicago truncatula (barrel medic)
Lineage: Eukaryota; Viridiplantae; Streptophyta; Magnoliopsida; Fabales; Fabaceae
Product: zinc finger protein ZAT11
Exons: 1
Coding region: 18-533 (171 amino acids)
Biological process (GO): response to chitin; response to stress
Source: RefSeq, a predicted model, not a curated record